Synchiropus splendidus (mandarinfish) is the source of this 2937-nucleotide messenger RNA. RefSeq names its product annexin A4 (gene anxa4). Gene Ontology annotation, cellular component: cytoplasm. Gene Ontology annotation, molecular function: calcium-dependent phospholipid binding; calcium ion binding. Bases 527 to 1489 code for a protein of 320 amino acids. NCBI's taxonomy places the organism in Eukaryota, Metazoa, Chordata, Actinopteri, Syngnathiformes, Callionymidae. The record is from RefSeq and is a predicted model, not a curated record. The transcript has 13 exons. Gene Ontology annotation, biological process: negative regulation of coagulation.
AUGUACGUCACAGAUUGAUGAUCACAGAGGUUGAUUAAAGCGCCUGGGAAACCUUGUCUCUUAUUGACAAUUAACCAUAAUGAAUAGUGAGGCGUGAGAGGCUGUGUUGCCGUUCUGUUUUUUUGUUUUUAGGAAACUAAAUGACAGUCAUUCGGGGGUUUAACAUUUAAAGAAUAUCCAAGAGUUAAAGUCAAUCAAAGGGAUCAAACCGUAAAUCUAAAAUCCAUACGAUCAUUUGAAAUAUGUGUACUCCCAAUAUAUAAACGGAUAGACAAUAUAAUGUUUAAGGCGUAUCAUUCAAGGAUAGUUAAUGGGCUAUAAAAUGAUUUUUAACGACCGCAAAUGUGCUACGUGAACGCCUCCUGGUUGACAGAAGAAACGGUUAGGAUUUGCAUCCAAGUGGGUGGGACGGGACUGCAUUUAUAAGCUCAAGUUUCCUGGUUUUGGACGCUGGUCCCUCUUUGUGAGCUCAACAGAAUUCCUUCUGUCAGUGCAGGUGUACAACCCUCAACUUCAGAAAUCUACAAUGGCAGCCAUUGGAAACCGGGGAACUGUGACCGAAGCUUCCGGUUUUGACCCAGAAGCCGAUGUUCAGAAGCUUCGAGGAGCAAUGAAGGGAGCCGGCACCGAUGAAGCUGCCGUCAUCGAGGUCCUGGCACAUCGAACCAUUGCUCAAAGGCAGCGCAUCAAGGAGGCCUUUAAACAAGCUGUUGGAAAGGACCUAGCAGACGAGCUGUCCUCAGAGCUGAGUGGGAACUUCAGGAGUGUCGUUCUGGGGCUUCUGAUGUUGGCGCCUGUGUAUGAUGCCUACGAGCUGAGGAAUGCAAUGAAGGGAGCUGGGACAGAAGAGGCUUGUCUCAUUGACAUUCUGGCUUCCAGGACCAACGAUGAAAUCAAAACCAUCAAUGCGUUUUACAAGAAGGAGUAUGGCAAGAGCCUGGAAGAUGCCGUUUGUGGUGACACGUCUGGAAUGUUUCAGAGAGUUUUGGUUUCUUUACUGACGGCUGGCCGUGACGAGAGCAGCCACGUGGAUGACGCCCAGGCUGCCAAAGACGCCAAGGACAUCUACGAGGCCGGCGAGGCUCGAUGGGGCACCGACGAGGUGAAAUUCCUGACGGUGCUUUGUGUGAGGAACCACCAGCAUCUGCUGCGAGUGUUCGAGGAGUAUAAGAAGAUAUCGGGAAGAGACAUCGAGGAAAGCAUCAAACGAGAGAUGUCCGGGUGCCUAGAGGACGUCUUCGUGGCUAUAGUGAAGUGCGUCAGAAGCAAGCCGGCGUUCUUCGCUGAGCGGCUUUACAAAUCAAUGAAGGGUCUUGGGACCACGGACAGUGUCCUCAUCAGGAUCAUGGUCUCCAGGGCUGAGAUAGACAUGCUGGACAUCAAGGCACAGUUCAUGAAGAUGUACGGGAAGACCCUCUACUCCUUUAUCAAGGGCGAUACAUCCGGCGACUACCGCAAGAUCCUGCUGGAGCUGUGUGGAGGGGAGUAAAAGAUCAGUCAACAAAAUAUGUGUCUGAUCUGAUCCACACCACAAGCUCUGAAGCGAAUGAUUCAACUCGAUUAUAUUUUCCUCUUUCAUAUUUCACCCACUCCCCACAGUGUCUCUGGGAUUGUUUGUAAUUAAACCAAAGAGCAGUGACCUUUUACACAUGUCAGUGUUUUUGUUAUUGAGUCACUGUUAAGAGUGGAUUAGUCGUAAAGUUGAGUGAUGUAUGCAUCUGGCUUCUUUAAACUCAUAAAACAUGUCUGUUACCCCGCGUCUCCAUUAUGGAUGAGUCACUGGAAUCCAUUUGUUUAAUUGGCUGUGACUCCUCCUUUGUUGAGUCAGCCCACAAUGGGCUUCCCCAAUUACAUUAACAGUGUCCUAUCUCGAUUUGUGGUGCCGUAAAGUGUUCUCUAAUCUGGUAAAGAGGACGUCUCAUCUUGGCUCCUCUAAACUCAGCCGGCGCUCUAGAUAUCUAGAUAUAGAUGUGGAUUUAGAGCGGCGGUAUACAGAAUGGCCACUAGAGGGCGGCAUUAAAAUGAGUCACAAGCACGCGAAGGAAACCAGAGAACGGUCUCAAAUAACUAUACAUGACUGUAACAUUGUCGUGUGUUCACCCAUAUACAAACCUGAGAAGAGUCAUCAACACUCAGCAUGACGAGUCAGAAGUAGUGAUGUGAACAUGUCAUGUUUUCCAGGUGGAACAGUCACUUUUAUUUGUCUUAUCCUAUCUGACAGAGGAAUAUCUUCUGCUCUUUGUUGCAAAAGAAGGGAUUUGAAUACAUUUAUCGGAGUUAGACAUAAAAAAAAACGUUUAUGGUGUUGUUUGCAGUGAACUUUAGGUGACCGCUCCAGGUCAAUGGCAGGUCAGGCUGAACAAGAAGCUAGUCGGUGAAUCAUAAUGAAUAAUAACUUGUAAUUACACUGCUAACAAAUAUGAAUGAGUAGUCCAAAGUAGUCCAACAUGUAACUAAUAUGAUUUAAAGAAUCCAAGAGAGAAGGGAAAUGGAACUGCUUGGCCAAGGUCAGUGAAACAUGCAAAUCAAAUGGGUAAAGUUUCAAGAUGUUGUUCAGCAAAUGUCAGAUUUUACUGGCGAAACACCAUCAAUCAGUUUGGUGAGUGUUGCGGAUGAGGUCACAGCAUUGGGUUUAUUUAUUGCUCCCAAUAAUGCUCUUUCAUUGUGUGCCGUAAAAGUAAUUAACAGUAGCAGCCUGUCUUCUCAAUGAAAGAAACAUAAAUCGCUUGAAUUCAACCAAUGACUUUCUCCUUCUUCAAGGAUUCUCUCUUCAUAGUGAACAGCUUUCCUUUCCGGAGACAUGGAUCUCAUGUUGCAGUGGACGGCAAAACUUGAAAAAUGUAUUUGAGACUAAAAUAACUCAUGAGGUUUUGGGAUAGAACCCUUGCUCUUGCAGUCAUGCACUUGCUUGAAGAGCUUUAAUAGGAAAACACUGCU